GACACUCUCUAUGUCGCGAUUCGACUCUCGCCAUUCCCAAACGAGUGGACUCGGAUUACCACGAGCCGCACGAAGAGCCACACAGCUUGAGAAGCGCCCGCGCCCUCUCCGUCCAUGGCGACGACGAGCUUCUCCCCCUCCGCGGCCGUUCGAGCCCCCUCCGCCUCCUCGUUCGGUCCGCAUCUCGACCUCAGCCGCCGCAUCCGCCUCCCGCUGACACGCCCCCCUGCUCCGGCAGCUCGGUGGGGAGCGCGGCGGCACGUCGCCCCUUUUCGCCUCGCCGCCAGGAGGCUCUCCGUCCGCUGCGGCGCGCUCGUCCAGAUCGACCAGAGCGAGUUCCCGGCUGAGGUGCUGGGGUCUGAUAUCCCGGUCCUGGUGGAGUUCGUCGCCGAUUGGUGCGGGCCCUGCCGUUUGAUCUCAUCCGUCGUCGAGUGGGCUUCCCAGGAAUACAAGGGCAGAUUAAAGGUUGUGAAGAUCGAUCAUGAUGCAAAUCCUAAGUUGAUCACAGAGUACAAGGUUUAUGGCCUGCCAGCAUUGAUCCUCUUCAAGAAUGGGCAAGAAGUUCCAGAAAGUAGAAGGGAAGGUGCAAUCACCAAAGUCAAGCUGAAAGAAUACUUGGACAAUUUUUUGGAGCCCACAUCUGUAGUCUAAUCUCUUUCAAGCUCAAGUACACUGUUGAAUCUCGAUGACCCAGACAUCUGUAGUUCGUCUUGUAACUUCAUGUAAGCUGCAGCCUAUUGCUUGAGGCUUCAAAUGAGUCCAGGAAAAAGUUCCCUUCCUCUUGGAAAUGCAAGCUGGCCUCUUGUAAGACCAAAAUAUUUUUCUGUACACACCUAAUAAGAUUUGUACUGUAAUCUGCAGUUGUCUUUUGAUGGCAAUAUGUGGAUUAGUUGUAUUAAAUAUGAGCUUUGACAAUGUUGAGCUUUGUUCA
Molecule: messenger RNA, 931 nt
Organism: Musa acuminata AAA Group (dessert banana)
Lineage: Eukaryota; Viridiplantae; Streptophyta; Magnoliopsida; Zingiberales; Musaceae
Product: thioredoxin X, chloroplastic
Exons: 2
Coding region: 115-651 (178 amino acids)
Cellular component (GO): cytoplasm
Molecular function (GO): protein-disulfide reductase activity
Source: RefSeq, a predicted model, not a curated record